GAGAAGCAACUAAAAUUGUGAAUGCAGUUAGAGGAGCCUGGGAGGCAGAGUGGCUGGACCUCGCCUAAGCUGUGUCUCUGUCUCAUUUCUGACUUUAGGCAAGUUCUUUCAGUGGGAAAAUGGUGCUGGUGAUCAGUUUCAUCCUUGUCACCGCUACUCUGGUAAUGGGCAGGGAAAGCUGGGCUCUUGAGAACUGCCUCCAAGAGCAGGCGCGGCUCAGAGCCCAGGUAUACCUGCUUGAAACCCGGGUCAAACAGCAGCAGGUCAAGAUCACACAGCUUCUGCAUGAAAAUGAAGUCCAGUUCCUUGAUAAAGGAGAGGAAAAUAGUGUCAUUGACCUUGGAGGCAAGAGGCAAUAUGCAGAUUGUUCAGAGAUUUUCAAUGACGGGUAUAAGCAGAGUGGAUUUUACAAAAUCAAACCUCUCCAGAGCCCAGCAGAAUUCUCUGUUUAUUGUGACAUGUCUGAUGGAGGAGGAUGGACUGUGAUUCAGAGACGAUCUGAUGGCAGUGAAAACUUUAACAGAGACUGGAAUGAUUAUGAGAAUGGCUUUGGAAAUUUUGUCCAAAAAAAUGGUGAAUAUUGGCUGGGCAAUAGAAACCUUCACUUAUUGACCACACAAGGAGACUACACGUUAAAAAUCGACCUUGCAGAUUUUGAAAAAAAUAGCCGUUAUGCACAAUAUAAAAAUUUCAAAGUUGGAGAUGAAAAGGCUGCCUAUGAUUUGCAUAUUGGGGACUAUUCUGGAACAGCUGGAGACUCCCUUACAGGGAAUUUUCAUCCUGAGGUGCAAUGGUGGGCCAGUCACCAAAGAAUGAAAUUCAGCACAUGGGACAGAGAUCAUGACAACUAUGAGGGGAACUGUGCGAAAGAAGAUCAGUCUGGCUGGUGGUUUAACAGGUGUCACUCUGCAAACCUGAAUGGUUUAUACCACAUGGGCCCCUACACGGCCAAAACAGACAAUGGGAUAGUCUGGCACACCUGGCAUGGAUGGUGGUAUUCCUUGAAGUCUGUGGUUAUGAAAAUUAGGCCAAAUGAUUUCAUUCCAAAUAUUGUUUAAUUGUCCCUGCUGGGCUUUCAUUUCUGCGGUUCAUCUUGGUUUGAGUGAUUUGAAAAAUAGCAAAUCUGCACAUCCACAUGAUGAUAAUUGUUAUGUGCACUACGUUUCAUUCUUACUUGCCUUUAUUACUUAAUAUACUUUCAGUACAGCAAAUAUGUGAUAUUCACCAAAUAAAUGCAGAUUAUGUUAAUAUUUA
Molecule: messenger RNA, 1254 nt
Organism: Hippopotamus amphibius kiboko
Lineage: Eukaryota; Metazoa; Chordata; Mammalia; Artiodactyla; Hippopotamidae
Gene: FGL1
Product: fibrinogen like 1
Exons: 8
Coding region: 120-1058 (312 amino acids)
Biological process (GO): regulation of immune response; negative regulation of T cell activation
Source: RefSeq, a predicted model, not a curated record